AGAUUUCGUUCAUUCGUUGAUGAAAAAGCACUAAAGGACGAAAUAGAACAGGCUGGGCUAAUCCGAGGUCUUAACAACUAUAUCAAAGUUGCCGUACCAAAAUGGGAGACAAGGCAGCUAAACGUCGCUGUAUCUGGAGGAAGUGGUACGGGGAAGUCAAGCUUGAUCAAUGCUUUGAGGAAUAUUAGCGAUGAUGACGAAUGUGCUGCUAGUGUCGGUGUUGUGGAAACAACUCAUGAAGUAAAAGAGUAUUCGUAUGAAGAAAGUAACUCUGUCAAGCUAUAUGAUUUACCAGGAGCUGGCACAUCUACCUUUCCUAAGCUUGAAUACUUGGACAAAGUUUGCAUUACUCAGUUUGAUGUAGUUAUAAUUGUAUGUGCUACCCGAUUUUUGGAAAAUGAUGUAUGGCUUGCAGAACAGUGCUUGGCUCUCGACCAAAACGUUUUGUUCGUGCGCACAAAAAUAGAUAUUGAUAUCAUGAAUGAAAAAAGAAAGUCCGAUUUCAACGAGGAAAACUGUUUACAAUCAAUCAAGAAGGACACCGAACGAUUAAUUAAAGCAGAAACGAUAAAAGCGGAAGGAUGUAAAUUCUUUUUGGUAUCUUGUGUUGAAAAAACUAAAUAUGAAUUUAAGAAGCUAAAUGAAGUGUUAGUAAAUCUGUUAAGCAAUAGGGGUGUAGUUAUAGCAGGCUGUAUCGAAGAAAUGUUAAAAGAAUCUAUUAUUGCUAAAGAAAUAAGACAUAAGGAAGGUUAUUUUGGAAGGAAAAUAGCGUCAUCUCUAAUUGGAUUUCUUCCAAUACCAUUCCUUGAGAGUCUUCUGGAUCCAUUAUCUAUAUCAAAGAUACGCGAAUACUGUAUGGAAGACUUUGGAAUCAACACACAUUUGCUUGAAGAAUUGUUAGACGAUAAGGUUAUAACUUCCAAAGAUAUGGAAAGCAUGCGCACAUACAAAAAUAAAGAUGGGGAUACCCUAUAUGAAACCGCUGAAGAAAAAUUGACAUUUUUGCAAAAGUAUUCAAAAUAUGUCUUUCCAGUUUUUGGUAGUGUAUACUCUGCUUUUAAAUCCUACCGUAACAUGAAAGAAUGUGUGAAUGAAGUAACCAAUGAUACGAUAGAAGAUGAAAAAUUCCUUGUGAAAAAAAUGCUUCAACUCCUGAAAGAAAGCCUUAAGCCUAUACAUAAGUAA
Molecule: messenger RNA, 1185 nt
Organism: Mercenaria mercenaria
Lineage: Eukaryota; Metazoa; Mollusca; Bivalvia; Venerida; Veneridae
Product: T-cell-specific guanine nucleotide triphosphate-binding protein 2-like
Exons: 1
Cellular component (GO): membrane
Molecular function (GO): GTP binding
Source: RefSeq, a predicted model, not a curated record